UCCAGCCAUUGCCUUGACGAGUCAUCGCCAGAGAGGAGCUCAGAGCAGCCCGAGGAGUAGCUGCAGACGGCAUAUCUGUCACGGCGGGUUUACUGCAUCACACGGCGGACCGGACUUCCACGCAGGGUGGGGUUUAAAGCCUCUUUAAGGGACGCUGUUUAUAUUUUGGACCGGAACGCAGACUACCCCCCCUCCCUUACCAAAAACAGACAGACAGUGAAGUAGCACCAGAGCCGCCGCUACAUCGCUGAGGGAACUUGGCAUCUCUGCGCAGUGGGAGGUGUCUGUCUCGCGGCUUCUUUUUCUAAACGUCCCGCUGGCAUGGACCUCUAUUAAAAGGGGAGGGGGGGUAGUGUUUAGUGCAUUUUCUCCACCUUUUUUUUUUAUUCUUUUUUUUUUCUGCAACCAACUGUGGCUUUAAUGUGACGCGCCGUGCAGACAGUCUGAGAGGGAUUCCCACUGCAGAGGAGUUCAGUAAAGGCUCCAUUUCUCAACUUUUUACCUUCAUAUGAAGCAGUCGCAGCGAAACCAACACUGAUGUAAAAGUGACAAAGACUUUAGAAGACCAAGCCAGGCCAGGCCAGGCUAGGCCAGGCCGGGCCAAACCAGAUUGGUCAGCUCCAUCUCCACGAGAGUGACCUUGGAGAGAGCAUAUCCUCGUCAUUAUCUGCCAUUCAAGCUUUAAAGAUUCCUUUGUGGCUGCCAGCACCUGAUCAGUCUCCAGUCCUAUGUUGUGGUCUGUUUUGUCUGGAUGUCGGAAGCAGGAUGGAUUCUGGACUUGAUUUGACCAUUUAUACCUCAUCGCAGCAUCGGCCAGCCUCCCUAUUGGACUGCUUAUCCUCCCAAGUCUUUAAGCCCCCACUUCUUACCUGGGGCCUUCCUCAGCCCUCUAAGGAAGGGCCUUAUAGGAACUGUAGCUUGUCUUGUUAGAACUGCUGACAUUUGCAGAGAGGAAACAGAGCUGAUAAGUCCUGACAAACUUUUACAGAGAACAAGAGUUGCUCUGUCAGUUUUCUGAUACAACCAAUUGCCUUUGAUUUUUUUUUUUUGAGUUCUGAAGUUUACACAAAUAGGUUUGUCCAAAUUCUCACUUUUUACACAAAUCCUUAUUUAUAUUUUCCUUCUUUUUCAUUGUGGUCUGAGCCCAGCAGAAGAAUGUCCGAAAGCAGCAGCAAAGCAGUAAAAUUCCUCGCCCCGCUCCCCCCUGCGCCCUCCGACUCCCCCUGCCCGUCACCUCAAACCCCCCACAAGAAUGUGAAUGGCUCUGCAAGCUCAGACUCGCAUGUCGUGGAGAAGAUCGGCGAGCAGCCCGAGGUGCGGCGGCGGCGCCACACCAUGGAGAGGGACUCCAAAACAGCCGAGCACCGUUUCUUCCGCCGCAGUGUUAUCUGCGACUCGAACGCAACAGCUUUAGACCUGCCCAGCAAAGCGACGGUACUUAUCACCUCACCCCCAGACUGUGAAGGGUCCCCCCUCUUCUUGUCCUUGCAGAACUUUAGGCCUGAGGAGCAAGAGGCUGAAGGUGAGAAAAAUGGAAGAGGGUCCUACUUGCAAAGUGCUGGACUCCCGCCUUACUCUGACCUGGGGGGGACGGCUAGCCAGGGGCACAUCCAGCAUUCCUUGGGAGAUUUAGAUCUAAAUGUUCUCUCUUUGGCUGUACCCACAACUAGUAGUGCUAUUUAUGGUGCAGAAGAGUCAACAAAAGAGCCGACCCAGUCAGCUUUGGAUGUUACGGACAGAGAGGUGUGCAAACAGCCCGAAGUCAAGUUGUGUGCCAGAGGGAUUCAGGAAGCGCAACCGGCGUCAAAAGACGAAAAGGCGGACGAACCCGGUAGCGACGGAAACGUUAGCAGCCCGACCGAUGAGAAGGACCGAGAGAAAGAGGAGGAGAAGGGGCAAGCGAAAGCGCGGGCAGAGCAGAGGGAGGCUGAGAAACGAGUCCAAGACGAUAUAGAGGAGGCCGAGACCAAAGCUGUAGGCACCUCGCCGGACGGGCGCUUCCUGAAAUUCGACAUUGAGAUCGGUAGAGGGUCUUUCAAGACCGUCUACAAAGGACUUGAUACGGAAACUACCGUGGAAGUGGCAUGGUGUGAGCUACAGGACCGUAAGCUGUCCAAGUCGGAGCGCCAGCGUUUCAAAGAGGAAGCCGGGAUGUUGAAGGGUCUCCAGCAUCCUAACAUUGUCCGCUUCUAUGACUCCUGGGAGGGUUUGUGCAAAGGAAAGAAAUGUAUUGUUCUCGUCACCGAGCUCAUGACAUCUGGCACGCUAAAAACGUAUCUGAAACGCUUUAAGGUCAUGAAAAUCAAGGUCCUGCGCUCAUGGUGCCGACAGAUCCUCAAAGGUCUUCACUUCCUGCACACCAGGGCCCCGCCCAUCAUCCACAGAGACCUGAAGUGCGAUAACAUCUUCAUCACAGGGCCAACGGGGUCUGUAAAGAUCGGAGACCUGGGACUGGCCACCCUGAAGAGGGCAUCCUUCGCCAAAAGCGUUAUAGGUACUCCAGAGUUUAUGGCUCCUGAGAUGUAUGAGGAGAAGUACGAUGAAUCUGUGGACGUCUAUGCCUUUGGCAUGUGCAUGCUGGAAAUGGCAACCUCUGAGUAUCCCUACUCGGAAUGCCAAAAUGCAGCGCAGAUCUACAGACGGGUAACAAGUGGAGUGAAGCCUGCGAGUUUUGACAAGGUGGCCAUUCCUGAGGUGAAGGAAAUUAUAGAGGGCUGUAUAAGAACAGACAAAGAUGAGCGAUAUGCCAUCAAAACCCUGCUGAACCACGCGUUCUUCCAGGAGGAGACAGGGGUCAGGGUUGAACUUGCAGAGGAGGAUGAUGGGGAGAUGAUUGCUAUCAAACUUUGGCUCAGAAUAGAGGACGUCAAGAAGCUCAAAGGUAAAUAUAAAGAAAACGAAGCCAUCGAAUUUUCCUUUGACCUGAACAGAGAUGUACCGGAAGAUGUUGCCCAGGAAAUGGUGGAAUCGGGUUAUGUUGCUGAGGCCGACCACAAGACCAUGGCCAAAGCGAUCAAGGAUCGCGUGUCUCUAAUCAGGAAGAAAAGAGAACAGAGGCAGCUGGUGCGAGAGGAGCAGGAGAAGAGAAAGCUGGAGGCAGAGCAGCAAAAAGAGGCGUUCAAAGCUCCCCACACUCAGUCAAAGAUGGAGGAUGCAGAGUCAGAACAACUUCACCACCAGCAUUCUCACACAUCUGAAGGCGGACUGGACAGCAGACAAGGUUCCUCGGUUUUCUCCUCCGACUCCCCCCACCUGGGUCAGCUGGCUAUGUCCUACAGCUGCCCCCCGUCCUCCCAGCCCCCCUCCCAACCCCAGACCCCAUACCCCCAAACUCCCUCUGCUGCGUCGCAGCAGCAUCCAGGCUACUCGCAGCCACCGCAGCCAAUGCAGCAUUCAAUGCCACAUCCCUACGGCGGAGGAGCGGGCGGGGGAGUCCCAAGUCUCCCAGAGCCUCCGAACAUUUUCUUCCCCUCCAUCGCUGAGCGUCCCAUUUCCUUCUCUCCUCCACCAACCGGGCCUCCAAAGGGCUACAACACCCAGAGACGCAAGAGCACCUCCAUCUUGGAGGCUCAUACACGUCACUUCCAGCCAGCCUACCCCCGGUACGGAAGCACCCUGCACCCGUUUUCUGGCAUGGAAACUGCAGAGGCUCCAUCUCUCUUUAUGGUGAACCCUGGCUUUGCAGCAGCCGCUCAGAGGCUCGGCGCUGGUGACUCUCUGCAUCUCCCAGGGCAGUCCGAGCCCACUUUGUUUGGAUAUAAAGACAUGCGAGCAGAACACGAGGAAGCAGUGAGGCGUUUGAGUCUUAAUCAGGCUGCUUUGUUGGACCAUUAUGAAGCAAUGGCGUAUGCAGGGUACCCAAUGACAGCCCACCAGCUGGGUCACCUGAGUUAUCAUCAUCAGAGACAGGCAGCAGCUGCGGCGGCAGGCUUUGGCUUCGAUCCUGGUCCUCCACCUCAACCGGGAUUCAUACACCCACACAUAUUGCAGAGAAUCAGUGCACACAGCCCAAUACCCCCACCGCUGCCCCCCAUGACUCCAUCCACUGGAGGGUCCAUCUCAUCUUCAUCAUCCGACAGCUGCUUCCCUCCUCAGCAUGCCUCCUCAUCCUCCUUCCCCAUUUCUGCCCCUCCAGUAAUGGCAGACGCUCCUCCUGCUGGAAGUGUUUUCGAGUUCCAUAUAGCUGCAGCCGCCGCCGCUGCAGCUGCAGACCCAAACCUGCUGGCGUCCAGAAUUUACAGAGCUCGGCGGAGCUCUAUGGACCUCCCCCUGGAGGACAGCUCUGGAACGGGAUCCGGUGGUUCGGGAUCGUACAGCCGCCUCCAGCCGGUCACAGAGGAGCUCUACUCCUACGUCAGCCCAGAGCUUCCAAUGCCUCCUGGGAACCUCCUCCUUCACCACAUUGGUUUAAGCACAAAGGACCGAAGCCCUGAACCCUCCAGCGACUCUCUGGCCUCCUCCGAUGCUGGAGAGUUUCAGUCGCCACCUCCCCCGAAUCUCCCUGCUCAGUUUGACUCCUCAGCCGCUCAGUCCAUCCCUCGCUCCUCCUCUUCUGCACACCAAGAUUCCUCAGGAGGAGUCCUCCACCAAGACCCCCAGGGACAUGCACCAUCCAUCCAGCACUUUUUCCCUCCAGCUCUCUCCUCCGAAUUCCCACCUGGUGGAGCAUCAUCAACUCACCUGGAGUCUCUGCAGAGUCCCUGGUCCCAGCAAGGAGGGGUGGCACCAGCCCAACCUGAUAUGACCUACCAUGAGUCAUUGCAGGCUGCUAUUCCCCCUCUGCAGGCUCAGACUCCAACUCCUAAACCAAGUUCAGGAUCCCCUCUAGUCCCUGCUGCAACACAAUCUGAUCCUGCAGGAACGUCCCAACAGGCUCUGUUAUGUGGUCAGAGUUCUUCCCUUCAGAGUCCAUCACACACAGGCCUGCAGCAGGCAUCUGCACAGCCCACUUUACCUCCACCAACCUCUGCCGUUCCCAUGGCGACCCUCCCUUCUCCUUCAGCUCUUUCGACAUCAGUUGGGCCCUCCCUCCCCUCCCCUGUGCCGAUCCCUGUUGGGGUGGUGCCUACCCUCGUUCCCUCUCCUCUACCUCCUGUGCCCUCACCUGUUCCUCAGCCUUUGGCCACCGUGGUGCCAGUCAUCAGUGUAAUCACCACUCCUCCUGACACUCCCAUGGAAGUCCUUCCAAAGUCGGCUUCGCAGGCGUCAGAGCUGUCACAAGGACAACUACAACCACCUCAAGCUCUAUCAUCUAUAGAGAGCGGCCACUCUGAGACUUCGGGCCUGAGUGAUGGAAACGAAGGAGGCUGUGGUCGCCAUGAGGGACGCUCCACCAAACGACAACAGAAGCGUUCAGUCCGAAGCCGGUCGCGCCAUGAAAAGAUGUCCAAGGGGAAACUUCAUGUUCUUAGUAUCUCCAACCGAGGGGACAGGGUGGCAGAGUGUCAGCUGGAGACUCACAACAGGAAGAUGGUGACGUUUCGGUUUGAUCUAGAUGGAGACAACCCCGAGGAGAUCGCCCAGAUCAUGAUUCAGAGUGAGUUUAUCCUGGAGAGUGAGCGAGAAUCAUUCAUUGAGCAGGUCAGAGAGGUAAUCAAGAACGCUGAUCAGAAGGGUUUGGAAAGAGACACAAGCAGCCAGUUGAUGUGCGGCAAAGAAGAGCAGACUCCUGCGAUAAGUAGCCCCAUGCCAGACAUCGCUCCCAGUGCAGCUGCACAGGUGGUCCAUUCAGCAGGACGGAGAUUCAUUGUUUGUCCUGUACCAGAAGGCAGACUGAAGGAGCAAACACUGCCCCCCUCGCCUUCUCCUGCUCCUCCAACUCCUGCUGACACUGCUCCAUCUCAUACUCCAGGCCAAAUGGUGGGAUUCUCCCAUUCUGCAGGAGCAGUUACGUUACAGCAAGCCUUCUCUGAGCUGAGGCAGAACAAAAACCAGUUUGAUCCAGGUCCAAGCACGGCUCCGGCCUCCAUGCACUCCAGCCAUCCUCCCCUGCAGCCGGCAGCAGUGUCGGCCUCUGCACACAGCAGCAUCGUCACUCCCACUGUGGAUCCGGGUCAACAUCAAGUUGAGCAGCCCAUGGAAGCCUCUCCUCCUCCUAAUCCCUCCCUUUCCUCAUCCUCCACCCCGUCCUCUGCGCCCCCCACCUCCUUCAGUUCUCCCUUUUCUUCAUCUCCUCCCCCCACCAUGAUAAGUCAGACCCCUCUUCAGCCUCAGCCCGUGAUGCAGGCCGUAUCUCUACCACAGACCCAAACUCAGGCUUAUAUUCAGCCCCAAACUCUUCCCCUUGCUUCCCUGCCUUCCUCUCUACCAGCAGCCACCAUCUCCAGCAUCCCCCACACAGGGCUCACCUCCUCUGCUCCAGGCCAGGCUGUCCCAUUUGUAUCCUCGCCUCCCUCCUCUCUCCGCACAUCCAUUGAGAUCUCAUCUGCCCAUCCAUCAGUCUCUCCCACAUCCUCCCUCACAUCAUCCACCUCCAUAUCCUCCAUUAUCCCCACCACUGCCAUUCUGGGUCCACAGCUUUGUCCAUCUUCCACCACCCCAGCAGUUCCAACAGCUGGCUUUGCCCCCUCUGUGGGACUCCAGCCGGUGACCACAAACGUCCCCCCAGUCCAGCCCACUUUGGUCCACUCACAGCCACAGACCACAGCCUUGCCAGGGCAGACCCACACACACUGUGGAGAGUGUGACACCAGGACUGAAGCCUCUUCGGACUCCGUCGGCAAACCAGACGACAUUCAAGCUCUGGACAAAAAGCUGCGCUCCCUCUUCAUGGACCUCGGCGCGGGGGUUCCAUCCACACAGGGCGAUUUAGCUAUUGACCCCGCCUCUGGAGCUGCCGUGACAGGUACCUCGUCCCCCGGUGGCACCGGCUCUACCUCCACCACAUCUGUAACAGCUGGCUCCAACCAGCCAGUCAGUCCACCUCUGCCCCCCUCCAGCUUGGCACUGGGCUCUUUGGGAUCACCUGCACCCCUGCAAGGCUCAGGGACACCCACAGCCACGCCUGCACCAUCCAUCAUCCCUGCCUCUUCUAUGGGCCAGACUACUCCAUCCAAAACCCCUCUCUCCAGGAUGCCGGCCACUUCUCCUUCAUCAGAACUCCUGACAUCCUUCCCUGGACCUUGUCUAAUACAGUCCCAGCAGCCUCUAGAGGACCUGGACGCCCAGCUAAGGAGAGCAUUAAGUCCAGAAACUGUCCCUGUCUCUCACAGCAGUACUCCUCCAAUUGGACAACCAAUUCCCUUCUCCCUGGAAGAAGAAAAAGCCCCUCCUCCUGCAGGGGGGAUUAAAUUAGGAAGGUUUCAGGUGUCACGGGCUGCAGAAGAGCCCGCUGUUCAGCGCCCGUCCUGCACUGAGUCUUCCUCCACCUCCUCCUCCACCUCAUCCUCCUCGUCAUCCUCCAGCCUCUCCAGCCCGGAGAACACUUUGCACAAAGACUUCUCGCCCCGUCUAAGAGGAAAAGGAGUUAAAGGUGGGGAUGUUGUGGACGGACUCCCUCAGAAGACUCCGACGGGAUCCCACCCCGUCUCCCCUUCCCCCACCCAAGGCCACUCACCCAAACCCACCACCACCAUUGGGCGUUUCCAGGUUACCACCAACCCUGAAAGCCGUGUUGGACGGUUCUCUGUCAGUCGCGCUCAGGAGCCCAAGCAGAGCCCUCCACCUGCUGCUCCGGCUGCUAAUGGACCCAGUGAUCCUGGACAGGUUCCCUCUCCAGACUCGCCUCAUAAAGCCUCCCUGCCGAGCCUAAACAACAACUCCUUUAACAAUUCCUACAUGAGCAGUGACAACGACUCAGAAUUUGAGGAUGAAGAUUUCAAGCGGGAAGUCAGUCGCCUCAGAGAAAAGCACAUACAUGAAAUUCAGGCCCUCCACUCUCGCCAGAAAGAGGAAAUUGAGCGUUUGUUUACAAGGCUGGGAAAGGUCCCUCCAGCUGCUGUGAUCCCACCCCUCAUUGCUUUGACUGGCAGGAGGCGGCGUCCCACCAAAAGUAAAUCCUCCAAAUCGUCCAGAAGCAGCUCCACCCAUGGCAGCAAGAGCCCUUUACAGCCAGGCAGCACUUUAUCAGCCCAGAGCGUCCCAGCCGGGUACCCAGGCCAGCUGCCCCUGUUAGCCCCCGGAGGUUUGGCCGAUUCGGGCAGCAGCACUGCCCUCCAGCCACUCAAACAGUGUCCCUCCAGUGACAACCUGUGUUCAGCCUACACCAGCGAGGCAGGGCUGUCUAUCCCCAGCUUGUGUGCUCCGACCCCGGGCUGUGUAAAGUUCAGCUGGGGUUCGGAGCGUGUGGCCUUUAAGCCGGGCGGCAGGAGGACGCGCUUUCUGAGGAAGAUGGUGAAAAAAGUCUGCCCCUGCAACCAGCUCUGUAGGACUAACAGCAGCAACGCAGUGAGCGGUUCAGAGGGGUUGGGUCAAAGUCAGGGGGGCUCUCAGUAUCUGGCCCCCAACAUGCCGGCCCCCCACCAGAGGAAAGGAACCUUCACCGAUGACCUCCAUAAACUGGUGGACAACUGGGCCAGAGAUGCCAUGAACCUCUCACAGGGUAAAAGAAGUGCCAAACAGCAACAGCAGCAGCAGCAGGCCCCGGCACAGGGACACAGCUAUGAGGUUACCCAGUCUGCCAGCCUGGGCAGGAAGUAUUCGGCUCCCGGCCAGCUUUGCCCCAGUAGCAUCGGAGGCUCCGCCCAACUCCCUGCAAACCCCACCAGCGCUACCUCUCUGGCUGCCAGGAAAAGCUCCCUCUGCCACCCUCCAGCCUCCUCCCCUCUCCCCCAACUCCAGCCGCCGCAGUUUAUCCACUAUGUCCCCAGCGCCACCUACACCGCUCAGUGGUGCGGUCCAGCUCACAGCAUGUCCAACCCACAGCAAGCACCAACGCAGCCUCUGUUGGUCAGCGCCUCUCAGCCGCUGGGGCCCUAUCCCCCUCCACAGGGCCAGCUACCAGGACAGGGCCCCUUUCUGCUCUCCACCACCCUGCAGAAGUCCGUAAGCAGCCCAGGAGGGCCAAACUUGAGGACCACAUAGGGGAUGGCGUCAGGGCGGGUUUCACUGACCGACAGCCCGGUUGGACAAGUGCAAGGUGGCUUGUUUUGCAGCUAAAGGAGAAGAAGAUGCACUGGAGUGGAGAAAAACCGAUCAUAAAUAUAUAUAUAUAUAUAUAUAUAUAUAUGGUGUGGUUGAGACACCAUCCUUGCUUUGGGGUCAUGACAGCCAAAAGAUCAAACACAAAGAAAAGAUAUGUGUGUUAUGUUAUAUGGUUAAUAUAGGCUUCCAAACCAGUUGCAGUGUUUGCUGGGUGCAUCACAGUAAAGAAAUAUUAAAAAAUGUCAUUUAUUUCAGUGCUUUCGUUCCAAAAAGUGAAACCCUUUAUAUAGAUUCAUUAAAAACUGGGUGAGAUUCAAGCAUUAAUUUCUGCGUGGCUUAAAUCAGGUCAUUUUUAAUAUGACCUCAGAGCGAUAAAAAAAAAAAAGAAUUGAAAUUCAAAGAAAUAGUGCCUUGGCUUUGUUAUGUCUUAAACAAAAAUAACUUAUUUUUUUCCUUCCCAUAAACCUUCCAUUGUUCAUAUGCUUGGAUCAGCACUCUGUCACCAAACAGCAUCUUCAGCAUUGAGCUGCUGGGAAACGUAGUUUUUUCAGCUUUAAUCCAAAUUUAUCAAUAUUAACAGAAAUAACGAAGUAAAAUAUUUCAUGAAUCUAUAUAACAAGAGUGUCACAUUUUGAAUCAACUGAAGUGAAUAGAUUAUUUUUCGGGAUUCAAU
Molecule: messenger RNA, 9754 nt
Organism: Cyprinodon variegatus (sheepshead minnow)
Lineage: Eukaryota; Metazoa; Chordata; Actinopteri; Cyprinodontiformes; Cyprinodontidae
Gene: wnk1b
Product: WNK lysine deficient protein kinase 1
Exons: 38
Coding region: 1156-9021 (2621 amino acids)
Biological process (GO): negative regulation of sodium ion transport; monoatomic ion homeostasis; protein phosphorylation
Cellular component (GO): cytosol; cytoplasm
Molecular function (GO): potassium channel inhibitor activity; chloride channel inhibitor activity; protein serine/threonine kinase activity
Source: RefSeq, a predicted model, not a curated record